AUGAAACUGCAUGGAUACAACACGACAUGGAGAUCCAGACACAAUCAGUCAAUACCAGACCACAGUCUCACGUUCCUGUGGUCCCUCUCUGUUAGCAUUAAGGACUUUGGAGCACUGCUUGGUUUACUAGGGGUGAAAGGUCUUGCUGACACCUUCGGGAGGCGCAAUGCCAUUCUGAUAGUGAAUGCCUUAUCCAUGGUGGGUGCCUCUCUCAUGUUCAUGAGCAAAGUCACAGCGUCAUUUGAAGUGCUUAUUGUGGGUCGGCUGAUCUUUGGCUUGUUCUGCGGCCUGGUGAUGAGCCUGAACCCGCUGUACAUCCAAGGUGUCUCACCUACAAACCUCCGCGGUGCCUUUGCAACUCUGAACCAGGUCUCCUUCGCCUCAGGCAUUCUGCUGGGCAUGGUGGUGGGCUUGGAAACGGUGUUGGGCAUGGAGAAAUACUGGUCCCUGAUACUGGUCCAACGCUCCAGUAUAUGA
This is a messenger RNA of Sinocyclocheilus rhinocerous, 477 nucleotides long. Its product is annotated as solute carrier family 2, facilitated glucose transporter member 3-like. Bases 1 to 477 code for a protein of 158 amino acids. Lineage: Eukaryota; Metazoa; Chordata; Actinopteri; Cypriniformes; Cyprinidae. Gene Ontology annotation, molecular function: D-glucose transmembrane transporter activity. Gene Ontology annotation, cellular component: plasma membrane. The record is from RefSeq and is a predicted model, not a curated record. The transcript has 4 exons. Gene Ontology annotation, biological process: dehydroascorbic acid transport.